Messenger RNA from Nicotiana tabacum (common tobacco), 1032 nucleotides. RefSeq lists its product as uncharacterized. The record is from RefSeq and is a predicted model, not a curated record. Lineage: Eukaryota; Viridiplantae; Streptophyta; Magnoliopsida; Solanales; Solanaceae.
AUGAUGAAGAGAUUCACUAAACAAAGAAGCUUGGUGAAACCUGCAAAGACAAGAUUUGCUACUGCUUUCUUGAUUUUGCAUAGGAUGUAUGAGCAAAAAAGCAAUUUGAAGAAGUUAUUUGUUUUAUAUGAGUACACUAACAAUGCCUAUGGAAGGGAAGCUCGAGGGAGAGAAUCUGCAGAUAUAAUACUUUCUCCUUCAUUCUGGAACAAUGUGGUUCAUGCAUUGAAGAUUGGUGGUCCUUUAGUUAAAGUGCUUCGUUUGGUGGAUGGGGAGCAAAGGCCACCAAUGGGCUACCUGUACGAAGAAAUGGAUAGGGCAAAGGAGGCUAUUCAAGUCUCUUUUAGUGAUCAAAGAAAAUACAAAAGAGUCUUUGAGAUCAUAGAUAAAAAGUGGGAUAGUAAGCUUCAUAGCCCUUUGCAUGCAGCUGGACUUGUUUUGAACCCGGAACUGUUUUAUGACAAUGAAGAGAGGAUUCUAGGAGAUGAACCUUUAUGGAAUGGAUACUAUGAAUGUAUUGAAAAGUUGAUACCUGAAGAAUCCAUGCAAGAUAAAAUAACAGAGCAAUUUAGUAUUUAUAGGAAUGCUGAGCAACUUUUUGAAAAAAACAUGGCGAUUAGACAAAGAAAGACGAAGUCACCAGUUGAAUGGUGGAAGAAAUAUGGCCAUUCCACUCCAGAUUUACAAAAGUUUUCCAUCAAGAGGAACAAACUAAUCUUGAAGCAUCUCAAUGAUCUAGUAUUCAUUAAGUACAAUAGAACAAUGAGGCGUCGUUACAACGCUCGCAAUGUAAUUGAUCCAAUUAGUUUGGACAACAUCAAUGAUGCUAAUGAAUGGCUAACUGGAGUCCCGAAAGAUCAUGCAGAUGAAGAAGUAUUUGAGAAAACUUCUGAUUUCACUUGGAGUGACGUUGCGGAGGCGCGUGAAAUUGGGGAGAGGAUUUAUGAUUUGAGGGGGAGUACCUCAACUUCAAGUUCACAUAGGAAGGGAAAAGAGGCAGCUACUUUGUCCCUAGUUGAUGAAGAAGAAUAA